AUGCUCCUCCUCAAUAAUCUCAGCCUGUUGGUUCUUCUUGGAGCGUAUGCGUCAGCAUGGGUCCCGGUCAAAUCGCGUCGAUCGCAGACGGGACCCUUCCAGGUCUCAGUGAGACCGGUUCAGCAGUCUACUGAUCGGAGUACCUGGAAUAUUUCCCUCACCCAACAGCAUACGAUUGAGGAAGCCUUUGGCUCGGUACCUGACAAGGCAGCGGCAUAUCAUUGCUGCUGGCUAGAAGUCAGACUCGUCUUCGAGACAGCGCUCAUUCGAGUGGAUCCGAUGACGCUGGUUCGCCGAGAAUUCACUAUGAAGUGCGAUGCGUCCGGCUCGAAAGCCUUGUAUCCUUCUUUGGAAAUCUGCGAAGAUACCUUCAGAGAGGCAAAGUCCUGGCCUAUCACCUGCCAGUGGCUACCGGGCAACUGUGAGAUCAAGUAUGGCAAAAUAGAGGUGGGCGGGCGGACUUGCAAGUACGAUAAGCUUUCGAACGUGUAG
Molecule: messenger RNA, 492 nt
Organism: Mixia osmundae IAM 14324
Lineage: Eukaryota; Fungi; Basidiomycota; Mixiomycetes; Mixiales; Mixiaceae
Exons: 4
Coding region: 1-492 (163 amino acids)
Source: RefSeq, a predicted model, not a curated record